AUGGCUUCCACAUCCGCUGCCGGCGUCGACCUCAAUGAGAGCCAGCAGGGUGAGACGCGGGGUAUCCUUAUCCCCUUUGCGGCCUUGGCUGUUAUGGCAGUAGCCUUGCGGUUCUGGUCCAGGGGCUUGAUGAAGCUGCUAUUUGGGCUAGAUGAUUACCUAUGCGUGAUCGGCUUGGUCUUUACGCUUGGGUGCUUUGCUCUGUCCAUGACCAUGGUCCAGCUGGGCUCUGGACUUCAUUUUGACGCCGUACCCCUCGAAAAUGUUCCAAAGUACCUCCAGUGCCUCUACUCCUACCAAUUAGUCUAUGCCACGUCCAUCCUGUUUAUCAAGACAUCGAUUCUCGCCUACUAUAAGCGGAUAUUCUCCGUCCGACAGUUCCGAAUCGCCGUUUACGCUCUCGGGGCCUUAGUGCUCGCGUGGUGGAUCGCGGUGGUGUUCAUCUCGAUUUUCUCCUGCAAACCCAUCCACGGCUUCUGGGACAAGGCGAUCAAUCCCCGCUGCGUUAAUACCAAGACGUUCUAUAUCGGGAAUGCGGUUCCCAACAUCGUGACCGAUGUCCUCAUUCUUGCCAUGCCCAUCCGAAUGGUCUGGACUUUGCAGACGACCAGGCCUCAGAAAGUGUCGCUGUCGUUCAUCUUCUUGCUGGGGUCAUUCGUCGUGAUCUGUAGCUGCGUUCGGCUCUACGAACAAUUCAAAGUCGACGAACCGGACUUCACCUGGGAAAUGAACGGCACCGUCAUCUGGACCUCCCUCGAGGUCUCCCUCGGCGUUAUAUCGGCCUGUCUCCCGACCAUGCGUCCUCUUCUCCGAUGGGCCCUCCACAAGCCCAACCUCUCCGUCAGCGCCACCAAUGCCUCUGCCGUUUCGGAAUCCUAUCGGGCUUACGGACCCAAGCGAGGCUUUGAAACGCUCCCCUCAGGCAGCCACCGGUAUGUGCCAAGUCUUGAAACGGGCGUGUCAUGCGAGACCGUCGACUCGGAUCCAAACGAUAUCCCGUUGGGAAAGAUUUGGGUGAAGAACGAUGUUCAAGUGGGGAGUCAGCCUGUGGGGCGAUCCACGACCGAUCCCCAAUAG
Aspergillus steynii IBT 23096 is the source of this 1077-nucleotide messenger RNA. RefSeq lists its product as uncharacterized. Bases 1 to 1077 code for a protein of 358 amino acids. NCBI's taxonomy places the organism in Eukaryota, Fungi, Ascomycota, Eurotiomycetes, Eurotiales, Aspergillaceae. The transcript has 6 exons. The record is from RefSeq and is a predicted model, not a curated record.